Molecule: messenger RNA, 576 nt
Organism: Propithecus coquereli (Coquerel's sifaka)
Lineage: Eukaryota; Metazoa; Chordata; Mammalia; Primates; Indriidae
Gene: HBA1
Product: hemoglobin, alpha 1
Exons: 3
Coding region: 39-467 (142 amino acids)
Biological process (GO): oxygen transport; hydrogen peroxide catabolic process
Cellular component (GO): hemoglobin complex; haptoglobin-hemoglobin complex; blood microparticle
Molecular function (GO): organic acid binding; oxygen carrier activity; haptoglobin binding
Source: RefSeq, a predicted model, not a curated record
CAUUUCUGGUCCUGACCCAGACUCAGAGGGAACCAACCAUGGUGCUGUCUGCUGCCGACAAGAGCAACAUCAAGACCGCCUGGAAAGCGAUUGGCAGCCAUGCUGGCGAGCGUGGCGCGGAGGCCCUGGAGAGGAUGUUCCUGUCCUUCCCCACCACCAAGACCUACUUCCCCCACUUCGACAUGAGCCACGGCUCCGCCCAGAUCAAGACCCACGGCAAGAAGGUGGCCGACGCACUGGGCAACGCCGUGAACCACCUCGAUGACAUGCCCACUGCCCUGUCUGCUCUGAGCGACCUGCACGCACACAAGCUGCGUGUGGACCCGGUCAACUUCAAGCUCCUGAGCCACUGCCUGCUGGUGACCCUGGCCAGCCACCACUCGGCGGAAUUCACCCCUGCGGUCCACGCCUCCCUGGACAAGUUCUUUGCUGCGGUGAGCACCGUGCUGACCUCCAAAUACCGUUAACUGGAGCCUCGGUGACCUGUGCCCCCUGCCCCUGGGCCUCUGGGCCUCGCCCUUCUUCCCUCUCCGCACCGCACCCCCUGGUCUUUGAAUAAAGUCUGAGUGGGUGGCA